AUGCUGCAGCAGGAACUCCAGUGCUCAGACCCACCCAGGCCCUACUCCACCACUCCAUUGCACCACUGCCGCUCUCCUUCCCUUGGCCUUGCACUGACACCUAUGAAGACCAGCAGUGCAGACCCUCAGAGUUCACUGGUCUCCCAGCUGGUGACUUGGGGUGGGAGGGUCAGAGGUCUGCUGCUCUUUUAUGCCGACCCUGCCCACCCCCACCCCAUUGUCCUGCUGACCCAGAUUCUUGCUCACAUUGGCUUCCUGAUGGAGGAGUCUGGGGACAUUUUCAGCCCACGGGUGCUGAAGGGCAGGCCUCUAGGGGAGAUGGUACAGUGGGUGGACAUCCUGGCUGCUCUCUAUAUCCUGGGCCACAGCCUGCGGGUCACUGUCUCCCUGAAGGAGCUGCAGAGCUGGGUUGGGGUGCCGCUAGGCCGGGGGAACUGCCCACUCUCCAUGCCCCUGCCUUUCGACCUCAUCUACACUGACUACCACGGCCCGCAGACGAAGCAGCACCUGGGACUCUCCUUCAAGAAGUACAGGUGCUGAAUCCAGGUCAUCAACACCUUUGGAACCGAGUCUGUGUACAACCACGAGGAAUAUGCCAUGCUGCACAGCUGCCGCAUCAACUGGGGCUACUGGAACCUCAACCCCAAGCAGUUCAUGACCAUGUUCUGUGAGUGCUGGGGUGGGGGGUGGAGCUCGAGGACCAGAGAGGAGAGGGACCACACAGCUGGCCGGAGGCCACCGGAGGCGGGGCGUCUGCCGUACUGGCACUGCUGGGGACCUGGGAUGAGGCUCCGCCUCCUCUCCCUUCUCCUCCAGGGGAAGGAGAAGUUCCUGGGCAUCCUGAACAAGUACAUGAAGAUCCACGGCACCGUGUACUAUGAGAGCCAGAGGUUUCCCGAGGUCCCCGCCUUCGUGAAGAACCACAGCCUCUUGCUGCAGCCUGUGUUCCAGCAGCUGCUGUGCAAGGCCAAACUCUUCACAGGCUUUGGCUUCCCCCACGAGGGCCUGGCCCCCCUGGAGGCCAUCGCCCAUGGCUGCGUCUUCCUGCAGUCCUGCUUCAGCCCGCCCCGCAGCUCCCUCAACCACGAGUUCUUCCCAGGCAAGCCCACCUCCAGGGAGGUGAGUGUUCUCCAGCACCCCUACGCAGAGAACUUAAUUGGCAAGCCCCACGUGUGGACUGUGGACUACAACUCGGAGGAGUCUGAAGCUGCCAUCAAGGCCAUCAUGGAGACCCAGGUGGAGCCCUACCUGCCCUACGAGUACACCUGGGGGCAGCUGGAGCGGACCCACGCCUACAUUCAGCACCAGGACUUCUGUGCAGCUCCCAGUUCAGCCCCCCCAGGGACCAGUGCCUCGCAGAGCCCCUUCAUCCUGGUGCCCAAAACCACCCACCUGGAGUGGGCCCAGAAAGUCAGCAUGGUCCCUGGGGCCUGGUCCCUGCCACACUCGCUGUGGGCCUGGCUGGUUGCCACCAGGAGGGCCUGUAUAGACACCUGCCUGCACCAUGGGCUGGUCUGUGAGCCCUCCUUCUUCCCCUUCCUCAACAGCCAGGAGGCCUUUCUCCAGCUGCAGCUACCUUGUGACGUCACCAAGAGGGAGAUGCACCACCUGUACCCGGCGCUGGCCCAGCCCGGCCAGGAGUGCUACCUCCAGAAGCAGAAGGAGUCCCUGCUCUCCAGCUGUGCUGGCUCUAGCACCAAGUACCAGCGGCUCUGCCCCUGUCGUGACUUCCUCAAGGGCCAGGUGGCCCUGUAUCAGGGCUGCCUGUGA
Molecule: messenger RNA, 1770 nt
Organism: Sciurus carolinensis (gray squirrel)
Lineage: Eukaryota; Metazoa; Chordata; Mammalia; Rodentia; Sciuridae
Product: alpha-1,6-mannosylglycoprotein 6-beta-N-acetylglucosaminyltransferase B-like
Biological process (GO): protein N-linked glycosylation
Cellular component (GO): Golgi apparatus
Molecular function (GO): alpha-1,6-mannosylglycoprotein 6-beta-N-acetylglucosaminyltransferase activity
Source: RefSeq, a predicted model, not a curated record